This is a messenger RNA of Capronia coronata CBS 617.96, 528 nucleotides long. RefSeq names its product ADP-ribosylation factor-like protein 1. Gene Ontology annotation, biological process: intracellular protein transport; vesicle-mediated transport. Gene Ontology annotation, molecular function: GTPase activity; GTP binding. Lineage: Eukaryota; Fungi; Ascomycota; Eurotiomycetes; Chaetothyriales; Herpotrichiellaceae. Gene Ontology annotation, cellular component: cytoplasm; Golgi apparatus. The record is from RefSeq and is a predicted model, not a curated record. The coding region runs from base 1 to 528 and encodes 175 amino acids. The transcript has 5 exons.
AUGGGCGGCUCUGUAUCGAAAUAUCUCUCCAGCCUGAUCUGGGGCAAGAAGGAUAUCCGAAUUUUGAUUCUAGGCCUCGACAAUGCUGGCAAAACAACACUCCUAUACAGAUUGAAGAUUGGCGAAGUGGUAACAACAAUACCGACCAUCGGAUUCAACGUCGAAUCUGUCCAAUAUGGCAAUCUCAACUUCGACGUCUGGGACCUCGGUGGACAGACGUCUAUACGACCGUACUGGCGGUCAUACUAUGCCAACACAGCAGCUGUUAUAUUCGUCAUCGAUUCGACUGAUAUUGAACGAUUAGAGAUCGCUGCCGAUGAGUUGCGGUCUAUGUUGAACGAGGACGAGCUGAAAGACGCGGCUUUGUUAGUCUUUGCCAACAAACAAGAUCAGCCAGGGGCACAAGGUGCAGGGGAGAUCUCGGAAGCCUUGAAAUUGGGUGAGCUAAGAGAUCGAAAUUGGAGCAUUGUCGCCUGCUCGGUGAUUGAUGGUAAAGGCAUCAACGAAGGCAUGGAUUGGCUUUCGUGA